Torulaspora globosa is the source of this 1191-nucleotide messenger RNA. RefSeq names its product proteasome regulatory particle lid subunit RPN9 (gene RPN9). The transcript has a single exon. The record is from RefSeq and is a predicted model, not a curated record. Gene Ontology annotation, cellular component: cytosol; nucleus; proteasome regulatory particle, lid subcomplex. Bases 1 to 1191 code for a protein of 396 amino acids. NCBI's taxonomy places the organism in Eukaryota, Fungi, Ascomycota, Saccharomycetes, Saccharomycetales, Saccharomycetaceae. Gene Ontology annotation, biological process: ubiquitin-dependent protein catabolic process. Gene Ontology annotation, molecular function: structural molecule activity.
AUGCCUACAUCACAUGAAAUUGACACUGUUCUCACCACCCUGCAAAUGGAAGCGGAUCCGGAGCUCGCUCCGCUGUUUUUAGAGUUCGAAGAACUAUACGAACAGAAGCUAUGGCAUCAGCUGACAGAGCGGUUGACGGUGUUCUUUGACGAUUCGAGGUCGAUUCCAUUGAGACUAAGAGUUUAUUGUAACUUUGUCUCGAAAUUCCAUGACAAGAUCAAUCAAUUGAGUGUCGUAGAGUUCUUACUGCAAUCGCUCAAGACUCAUGAAGAUCAUGAUGAAUCUCUGAAGUUUUUAACGGAAUUAGAACAGUCAUUUAAGGAUAUUGAUGCAAAGAAGCAGAGAAAUGAUGGCCUGAAAGAUCACGAAAACGGAUGUCUAUUGAUAGAGAUUGAGAUUGCAAGGAUAUAUCUCUCCAAGAAUGAAUUGGUUAAGAGCAGAGAUCUGCUAGACGAACUGGAGAAACUUCUGGAUCAAAGGGAUGCAAUGCCAUUGAAAGUAACAAACGCAUUCUAUUUAGCGAACGCCGAAUACUACAGAUUGAAGCAGGAUUUCAACUCUUUCUACUACACGAGUCUUUUGUACCUUUCCACCAUCCCACAGCAAGAGAAGCAGCCAGAGGAGGACGCAGAUAAGUACAAGGAAUUAGCUUACAAUCUAAGCAUUGCAGCUCUUUUGGGAGACAAGAUUUACAACUUUGGAGAGCUUCUUCGUCAUCCCAUAAUGAAAAGCAUCAUCAACGAUUCGGCAUACAAGUGGUUAUUUGAUCUGUUGAACGCUCUGACCGUAGGAGAUUUCGACCAAUUUGACAGCCUAAUUGGCGUGCAGAUACCAAAAGUCCCCAUACUGAGCGAGCAUGAAUCGUUCCUGAGACAGAAGAUCUGUCUGAUGACCCUAGUCGAAAGUGUGUUUGCGAAGAACAUCAGAACCCUCUCAUUCGACGACAUUGCCGAAGCAACACAUUUGCCGAAGAGCAACAUCGAACAUUUGGUCAUGAGAGCUAUCAGUCUGAAUUUGAUCAAGGGCUCCAUCGAUCAAGUCAAUGAACUUGUCUCUGUGACCUGGGUGCAGCCAAGAAUCAUCAACGCCGAGCAAAUCGCCAGGAUGAAAGACAAGUUGGUCGAAUGGAGUGAAGAAGUUUCUGCAUUGGGUGAGAAAAUCGAUGCCAAUGGUAGAGCCAUUUGGGUCUAA